Molecule: messenger RNA, 1497 nt
Organism: Talaromyces marneffei
Lineage: Eukaryota; Fungi; Ascomycota; Eurotiomycetes; Eurotiales; Trichocomaceae
Exons: 4
Coding region: 1-1497 (498 amino acids)
Biological process (GO): protein phosphorylation
Molecular function (GO): protein kinase activity; ATP binding
Source: RefSeq, a predicted model, not a curated record
AUGUCGUCCCCAGCACCUCUACUCAGGCCUCCAGUGCCCGGCGGUCGCGGCGGCAAUGGCGCUCGCGCACCUCGUCUCACCCUUGGUAUCCCUCCCUCUCCCAGCAUGAAGCCCGUCAAUCCUCAAAACGAAGAUCCACGAAUAUCAGACAUCCCCCUACCUCAAGCAUCCAGUCGUCCCACGCCCCCUCAGCUCCGAUUAGCAACUCCUCUGGGAGGUGCCAGUCACCAACCUCAUGAAAUCGGAAGACCCACCCCAUAUUUGAGCAGUAUCUCGACUAGCAGCAAUAGCCUCAGUGAUGUUAGCAAUGGCCUAUCCACGUCUACCACACACCUCGACGGCAAGGCUAGCGGCCCCGGCAGUGCUUCGUCCUCAUCAUACUCGACUUUGUCGUUCGCGAUGGGAUUGCGUCAGCCGACCAUUGGCACUCCGGAUCCAUCAUCAGCCAUCAGCUCUGUGUACUCGGAUCGAGACGGCGGCGUAUCGAUGGAGAGAGACAACAGUGUUAAUGGUUUGUUGCCUGAUCUCGACAAGCUGAGUCUGGACAAGGGCCGACCGCUCGACGUUGAGGAUCUGGAUGAUGAGGGUUGGUUGGCGGCGAGUGAACAGAAGAAAAUUGUUGAACUUGGCAGCCUAGGCGAAGGCGCGGGUGGUGCGGUGACGCGAUGUAAAUUGAAGGAUGGAAAUACCGUUUUUGCGUUAAAGAUCAUCACAACCGACCCAAAUCCCGACGUCAAGAAACAAAUUAUUCGAGAAUUAAACUUCAACAAAGAUUGCGCUUCCGAGCAUAUUUGUCGAUACUAUGGUGCCUUUAUGGAUAAAACAUCGGGCACUAUUUCCAUAGCCAUGGAGUUCUGCGAAGGAGGAAGUCUAGACAGCAUUUACCGUGAAGUCAGGAAGCUUGGUGGGCGAACAGGAGAGAAGGUGUUGGGCAAAGUCGCCGAAGGCGUUCUCAAUGGACUGACCUACCUGCACAGUCGAAAGAUCAUUCACAGAGAUAUCAAACCGUCCAACAUCCUGCUAUGUCGAAACGGACAAGUCAAGCUCUGCGAUUUCGGUGUCAGCGGAGAAUUCGGCACCAAGGGAGAUGCCAAUACAUUUAUCGGAACAUCAUACUACAUGGCCCCCGAGAGAAUCACAGGCCAGUCCUACACCAUCACGUCAGAUGUGUGGUCGCUAGGCGUCACGUUACUCGAAGUCGCUCAACACCGAUUCCCAUUCCCUGCAGACGGCACAGAGAUGCAGCCUCGUGCCGGUCUGAUUGAUCUAUUGACAUAUAUUGUCCGCCAACCCAUUCCAACAUUGAAAGACGAGCCAGAAAACAACAUCAACUGGUCUGAUAACUUCAAAUACUUUAUUGAGUGCUGCCUCGAGAAAGACCCUCCUCGAAGAGCCACGCCAUGGCGGAUGCUGGACCAUCCAUGGAUGCAGGACAUCAAGAACAAAAAGGUCAACAUGGCCAAUUUCAUCAAACAAGUAUGGGGCUGGACCGACUAA